Molecule: messenger RNA, 1525 nt
Organism: Labrus bergylta (ballan wrasse)
Lineage: Eukaryota; Metazoa; Chordata; Actinopteri; Labriformes; Labridae
Gene: st6galnac3
Product: ST6 (alpha-N-acetyl-neuraminyl-2,3-beta-galactosyl-1,3)-N-acetylgalactosaminide alpha-2,6-sialyltransferase 3
Biological process (GO): oligosaccharide metabolic process; ganglioside biosynthetic process
Molecular function (GO): alpha-N-acetylgalactosaminide alpha-2,6-sialyltransferase activity
Source: RefSeq, a predicted model, not a curated record
CCAGCAGCUCCAUGGGGGGAAAAAAAAAACCCGAGAGAGGAGCCGAAUAACGGUACACUCCAAUAUUUAUGAAGCCGACCUCCGUAUUUAACUGCACCGUAUCAGCGUCUCCUCUGGUGAUGAAUACGUGAACAGAAGGCUGGAGAAACGGACGCGGCGAGCAGCGUUUUGGGGGGCUGACGAAAACAAGCGGUCCACCAUUGUCUGCGUAGAAAUAAGAAUGGCCUGGAUGUGUAAGAGGAAGUCGGUGAUCGCCACCAGUCUCAUUGUGGCGGUGUCGCUCUUUGUGGUCGUGGUGAACUACUCGGAGAAGCCCUACUUUCUCCUGCAGCCCGUGUUCGGCCAGACCUUCAGCAGUCACUGGAUGUUCUCCAAGCAGCAGCCGUACAAGGCCUUCAAGCCUCACCAGGGCUACGUUAGCAUCCCCAAACAAGAGCCUCUGAAGCUGCAUUGUGAGAUCUGCAGCAUUGUGUCCAGCUCUGGUCAGAUGCUAGGCCAGGCUGCCGGCCCACAGAUCGACAGUUCUCCCUGCAUCUGGCGGAUGAACAACGCUCCAACACGGGGCUUUGAAGGUGACGUGGGCAAGCGGACCACGCUGAGAGUCGUCUCGCACACCAGCGUCCCCCUGCUGCUGCAGAAGCCCCAGUACUUCUUCGGCCAGGGCAACGAAACCGUCUACGUUGUUUGGGGACCGCUACGAAACAUGAGGAAGGAUGGAAAGGGAAUCGUUUACAACAUGCUGCGACAAGCGGCUGAAAACUACCCCCAUGCACAAAUCUACGUCACCACAGAGGACAGGAUGAACUACUGCGACAUGGUCUUCAAGAAGGAAACAGGGAAAGACAGGAUCCAGUCCGGCUCCUACCUCAGCACCGGCUGGUUCACACUCAUCCUCGCCAUGGACAUGUGCAAAGAGAUCCAUAUCUACGGCAUGAUAAAUGACACCUACUGCAAGACGGAGGGUUACAGAAAGGUUCCGUACCACUACUACGAGGCGGGCAGCCGGGAUGAGUGUGCAGAGUAUCUGCUCCAUGAGAGCGCCCCCUACGGCGGGCACCGCUUCAUCACCGAGAAGUCUGUUUUCGCAAAAUGGGCCAAAAAUCAUGCCAUCAAGUUCUUCAACCCUCCCUGGACGCUGUCGUGACCCUGGCUGAACCACCAUGGAAAUACAACAAGACCGUUAUCAUUACCAUCACCGUCAUUAUUCUGGAAUACUCUGAAUAUUAACACUGACAGAAACGUUCCCUAACGCACAGGGUGGUUGAGUUUUUUUUUUUGUAGAGUCCUGGAUGGCUGAUAACCAGGAAAUGUUGUUUUGUUUUGGACACUGGCCACUCAAUCAGACUUUUAAAAUAGAAGAAAAAAAAUAUCUCCUGCUUCUUGGAAAUUAGGACUUUUUCCUCUUCAAUUUGAGAGCAGGAGAGAGAGCGCACAGCACGCCACCCUUCAUUGACGAAUCGAUCCAUCGCUGCUCUGUGAGUUUAGCAAAGAGCGGCUUGAAGAAUAACUUUUACAAAUAAAAAAA